Molecule: messenger RNA, 2683 nt
Organism: Ornithorhynchus anatinus (platypus)
Lineage: Eukaryota; Metazoa; Chordata; Mammalia; Monotremata; Ornithorhynchidae
Gene: MAP2K5
Product: mitogen-activated protein kinase kinase 5
Biological process (GO): protein phosphorylation
Molecular function (GO): protein kinase activity; ATP binding; protein binding
Source: RefSeq, a predicted model, not a curated record
CCUCCUCAUCCUUCUCGCCGCCGCCGCCGCCCGGGCACAGCUCAGCCGCUGCAGGAGCCAGGCCGGAGGCAUCCUGCACAGCUCCGCGCUGCACUAGGCCGGGCCGGGCCCUACACCAGCCCGGCCAGGGCGCCACCCGGCCACCGGCUACUUUCGACUCCCCCCAACACUCCCAAACCACGCGCUCACUCACAGCACACACACACACUCCCCCCUUUUCAGCCUCUCGCACUCCCCCAGCAGCCCCCCUUUACCUCCUCACCGAGAUCCGCACACCAGUUGCCUUUUCCGCCUCCCCCAGUCCCCUUUUCUGAGUCCAGCACACACACACACCGAUCUCCUUUUCUGCGUCCAGCUCGAACACACACUAGUCACCUCUUCUGGACACACGCAUACCCCCUAUUCUAUCUCAAGCACAAACUCGCACCCCUAGCCUUUUCUUCCUUAAACACACCCACAUCCCCCAAGUUACCUUUCCUGUCUCAAACACACACACACGGGAGGCCCCCCUUUUCAUUUUCAAACACACAUACACACCCAGGUUUCCUUUCCUGGCUCAAACACACACACACAGGAGUCCGCCUUUUCAUUCUCAAACACGCACACACAGCAAUCCGCCUUUUCAUUCUCAGACACACACAGGAGCCCCCAUUUUCAUUCUCAAACACACACACACCCAGGUUCCCUUUCCUGUCUCAAACACACACACACAGAGGAGUCCCCCCUUUUCAUUCUCAAACACACACACAUCCCAAUUCCCUUUUUUCUCUCAAGCAACCCUUCCUGAAGAUUGUCCCUCACCCCCCCCAAUUCCCUUCCUCUUCCCUCUGGCUCCCCAGCCCCAGGGCAGAGAGUAGGUGCUCUCUUUCCCCCACACACUCCAGGAUGGUAGGCCAGGGGCGGUGAUGCUGUUGCUAGCCCUCAGCCCCUCCCAGGCCAUGGAGAACCAGGUGCUGGUGAUUCGCAUCAAGAUCCCCGACGGCGGAGCCGUGGACUGGACGGUGCACUCGAGACCCCAGCUGCUGUUCCGCGAUGUCCUGGACGUGAUAGGCCAGGUUUUGCCCGAUGCAACAACAACAGCCUUUGAAUAUGAAGACGAGGAUGGCGAUCGAAUUACCGUAAGAAGCGAUGAAGAAAUGAAGGCCAUGCUGUCCUAUUAUUAUUCCACAGUAAUGGAACAGCAAGUAAAGGAGCAGUUAAUAGAGCCUUUGCAGAUAUUUCCAAGAGCCUGCAAGCCUCCUGGGAAACGGAACAUACAUGGCCUGAAGGUGAACACACGGGCUGGGCCCUCUCAUCAUAGCAGCCCAACAAUCUCAGAGUCGCUUCCGGGCAAUAGCUUAAAGAAGUCAUCCGCCGAACUGAAGAAAAUAUUAGCCAAUGGCCAGAUGAAUGAACAAGACAUAGAAAAUCGAGAGCCCCUCGGUCACGGCAACGGAGGUACAGUCUACAAAGCAUUUCAUGUCCCCAGUGGGAAGAUAUUAGCUGUAAAGGUCAUACCACUAGAUAUUACAGUGGAACUUCAGAAGCAAAUUAUGUCCGAAUUAGAAAUUCUCUAUAAGUGUGAUUCAUCAUUUAUCAUAGGAUUUUACGGUGCAUUUUUUGUAGAAAACAGGAUCUCGAUAUGUACAGAAUUCAUGGAUGGAGGAUCGCUGGAUGUGUACAGAAAAAUUCCAGAACAUGUACUGGGACGGAUAGCUGUCGCAGUAGUUAAAGGCCUGACCUAUUUAUGGAGCUUAAAGAUUUUGCACAGAGACGUCAAGCCCUCAAACAUGUUGGUGAACACAAGAGGACAGGUCAAGUUGUGUGAUUUCGGAGUUAGCACUCAGCUGGUGAAUUCCAUAGCCAAGACGUACGUCGGGACGAACGCUUAUAUGGCGCCUGAAAGAAUUUCAGGGGAACAGUAUGGAAUCCAUUCCGAUGUUUGGAGCUUAGGAAUCUCUUUCAUGGAGCUUGCUCUUGGGAGGUUUCCAUAUCCUCAGAUUCAGAAAAACCAGGGAUCUUUAAUGUUAUUGCAGUGCAUUGUUGAUGAGGUUUCGCCGGUCCUUCCGGUUGGAGAGUUCUCCGAGCCAUUUGUACACUUCAUCACUCAGUGCAUGAGGAAGCAGCCAAAAGAAAGACCAGCCCCUGAGGAUUUGAUGGGCCAUCCAUUUGUCCUGCAGUACAACGACGGGAACGCCGAAGUGGUCUCCAUGUGGGUGUGCAGGAUGCUGGAAGAGCGGCGGGCCCAGCAGGGGCCUCAGUGAAGCACGGAUGACCGACCGGGAGACCCCGGGCCUGGGGACGCUGAGGCCGAACCGCCCGCCUGCCCCAUCGCCACCGUGUUGCUCCCCGGCAUCCUCUGUAAGCACCGAGAAAGCCUUUGGGGGUACCCACGCCUUGUCGCAACUUGGGGGGACCAGACGUCCCCAUUCCCGCGUUGCUGCCUCACUCGAUGCUCUCCAGUUACCCUCCAUCUCACUGAACGUGAGCCAGAAGUAAUGAAGAACCUCCGUUUUUUUGUUUUCUGGCCGCACUAUGCAGAUUUCUCAGCUCCUCGGGACCUUUUUUUCCGACCCAAAGCUUUUGCUACAGUCCAGACGUCGAGGAGGUGGCGUAAGUGAGGGUCGGCCUGCCGCCGGCCGGCCUCGGACACUGCCGUUCUCGGGAGGCUGGUGGCUCCAACCAAGUUUUUAAGUGGGGGAGU